AUCCGUAAAACGAUGCACUCAAGUUUCUGUCUGCGCUUUGAGAUACACGUUUAUGUCGCUUCGUUCGUUUCCGGCUAAUCGUUUGUAAUCAAAUUUUAAUAUUGAAGUUUUUUAUGUUAUUUUUUCACAACAUCACCCGACUAGUGUAUUUGUGUAUUCAUUUAUUGUCAACUAGUAAUAUUUACGAACACGUACAAUAUUGUGAUCUGCGCUUCGAAAUAAUCGUUUAAUAUUUUUGACUUAGACUUUAUCGAAAUUCAGUCUUGAACAAUAAUCUUCUAUCGAAAACUAUGUAAAGAAGCCGCUGUUAUCGUGGAAGACAAACGUUAGGGUAGUUUAGACAAUGUGUAUCGUUAGAAACUCCGAAAAUUCGUGUGUUAGAGCAAAUAGACUUUUAGAAUCAGUGCUAACUAGUAAUGACGCUAUAGUUAACGAAUACGAAGGAUAUGAUAUUCGCUUUAAUUGCAGCCGGAACAGCUUUAAAAGCUGGCCUAACAAUAGUUGGGACGAGCGUUUGGCUGAUACCGAUGCUUAUUGCUGCGAUGGCUUAUUAUCGAUAUGAUCUUUAUGAUCCAGAGUCUCGAACUUUCAACCAAAAAAUACUUAGACGGGAAUAUGAUUUUAUUGUAGUUGGUGGAGGAUCUGCUGGAGCUGUUGUCGCAAGCAGAUUGUCAGAAAUUGGACAUUGGAACGUUUUGUUGUUGGAAGCAGGACCAGAUGAAAAUGAAUUAACAGAUGUUCCUUCACUCGCAGGUUAUCUACAACUAUCACGUUUCGACUGGCAGUACAAAACUGAACCUACUGGUAAAGCCUGUCUUGGAAUGAAAAAUCAUCGAUGUAAUUGGCCAAGGGGGAAAGUAUUGGGUGGGUCUAGUGUAUUAAAUUAUAUGUUAUAUGUUAGAGGCAAUCGGUAUGAUUAUGAUGGGUGGCGAGAUUUAGGUAAUGAAGGUUGGGGUUAUAGUGAAAUUCUUCAAUAUUUUACAAAGUCUGAAGACAAUCGAAAUCCGUAUUUAGCUAGACCUGGAUCACCCUAUCAUAAGACGGGUGGUCUUCUAACAGUACAAGAAGCUCCUUGGAGAACUCCAUUGGUACUUUCAUUUGUAGAAGCCGGUCAAGAAGUUACAGGUUAUCCAAAUAGAGAUAUAAAUGGAAAGCAUCAAACUGGAUUUAUGGUAGCACAGGGGACUAUUCGAAAAGGAACUCGCUGUAGCUCAGCUAAAGCAUUUCUUCGACCUGCUAGGCUCAGAUCAAAUUUACAUGUUGCUAUGCAAUCUCAUGUUACUAAAGUCAUCAUAGACUCUACGACAAAACGGGUAAUUGGGGUACAGUUUCUACGUGACAGUCACAUACAGAUAGUUUACGCGAAACGAGAAGUAAUCCUUUCAGCUGGUGCUAUUGGUAGUCCACAACUCAUGAUGUUAUCAGGAAUUGGACCACAAGAACAUUUACAAAGAUUAGGUAUACCAGUAAUUCAAAACCUUCGAGUUGGUGACAAUCUACAAGAUCACAUAGGCCUCGCAGGAUUAACAUUUAUUGUCGAUAAACCAGUUGCUAUUGUUCAAAAUAGAUUAAGACCUAUUGCUGUCACUAUGGAAUACAUAGCUCGAGAAAGAGGUCCAAUGACUACUUUAGGAGGAGUGGAAGGCCUUGGUUUUGUACCAACGAUUUAUGCAAACGAUACCGAUUACCCUGAUAUUCAAUUCCACAUGGCUCCUGCAUGUUUAUCAUCGGACGAUGGAAUCAAAGUUCGUAAAAUUCUGAAUAUCAAAGACUCUCUUUAUGACAGAGUAUAUCGACCAAUAGCAGAUAAAGAUGCUUGGACUAUAAUACCAUUAUUACUGAGACCAAGAUCUCGAGGACAAAUACGACUUAGAUCUAAAGAUCCUACAGUUUAUCCAUACAUUAAUGCCAACUAUUUUGAUGAUCCUCUUGACGUAGCAACAUUAGUCGAAGGCGUAAAAUUAGCCAUAAAAAUAGGUCAAAGUAAGGUGUUUCGACAAUAUCGAUCAAGGCUCCAUAAGACACCUUUACCAGGAUGUAUUCAUUAUGAGUUCAACACUGAUGCAUAUUGGGAAUGUGCUGUGCGUCAUUUAAGUAUGACCAUAUAUCAUCCUGUCGGAACAUGCAAAAUGGGUCCUUCAGAUGAUCCAACAGCCGUAGUAGAUUCAAGACUGAGAGUAUACGGAAUACAAGGGUUAAGGGUCGUGGAUGCAUCAGUUAUGCCUACAAUUGUAAGCGGCAAUACUAAUGCACCAACCAUUAUGAUUGGUGAAAAAGCAUCUGACAUGAUCAAACAAGAUUGGCUUAAAGAUAAUCGAUAUUCAGGUUGAUUAGUUAAAAUAGAUUUGAAAUUGUAUAAUUUUAAAAUCUUUUUUCAACUGUGCCAUUUGCAGAAUAUUAGUAUUAUAUAUUGUUUCUCAAUUUUUUAAUUUUAAGUAUUGUUGUUACCAUUCUAUAUAUAAAUGUAUAUAUAU
This is a messenger RNA of Daktulosphaira vitifoliae (grape phylloxera), 2474 nucleotides long. RefSeq names its product glucose dehydrogenase [FAD, quinone]-like. The record is from RefSeq and is a predicted model, not a curated record. The transcript is spliced from 8 exons. Gene Ontology annotation, molecular function: flavin adenine dinucleotide binding; oxidoreductase activity, acting on CH-OH group of donors. NCBI's taxonomy places the organism in Eukaryota, Metazoa, Arthropoda, Insecta, Hemiptera, Phylloxeridae. Bases 447 to 2330 code for a protein of 627 amino acids.